AUGGUGCUGGCGGCGGCGGACAGGGCGGCGCUGCGCGCGCUGUGGAAGAAGCUGGGUGGCAACGUCGGCGUCUACACGACCGAGGCCCUGGAGAGGAUGUUCCUGAGCUUCCCCUCCACCACGACCUACUUCCUCCACCUGGACCUGAGCCCCGGCUCUGCCCAGGUCAAAGCCCACGGCCAGAAGGUGGCCGAUGCGCUGACACUCGCCAUGGACCACCUGGACGACCUGCCGUGCACCCUGUCGGCUCUGCGCCGCCUGCACGCGCACGAGCUGCGAGUGGACCCCACCAGCUUCCAGCUUCUGGGCCACUGCCUGCUGGUGACGCUCGCCCGGCACUUCCCCGGAGACUUCAGCGCCGCCCUGCAGGCCUCGCUGGACAGGUUUCUGAGCCACGUGAUCUCGGCGCUGGCCGCCGACUGUGGCUAAACCGGGGGGCGGUGGGCGCGGGACCCCCUGGCCGCCCCUCCCGCGAGUUCCAGUGUUUGAGUAAAGUCCCCGAAAGCAAGCCUGUGUGUGUGCAUGUCCUCUCGGGCCCCACGGGGUGGGGUGCUGCCCCCCAGAGGAAGGGGGGAUCUGGGAGACCCUGAGCCGCACACCCCCCUUGUUAGGUCCGGCACGCCCCAGGCCCAUGUCCGCUGCACUGCUAGGCCGUCGAGGGGAGGUCCGGGUCGCCCCCACUCCCCGCGGCGCGAGGCGAGUUUGGGAAAGCGGGUCCUAAAUCCCAUACCGUAACCCCCAACCCACCCUGCCCUUGGCCGCGGCCACGUCGAGGCGC
Messenger RNA from Diceros bicornis minor, 778 nucleotides. It is a transcript of the gene HBQ1, whose product is annotated as hemoglobin subunit theta 1. The record is from RefSeq and is a predicted model, not a curated record. Gene Ontology annotation, molecular function: haptoglobin binding; oxygen binding; heme binding. The coding region runs from base 1 to 429 and encodes 142 amino acids. The transcript has 3 exons. Gene Ontology annotation, cellular component: blood microparticle; haptoglobin-hemoglobin complex; hemoglobin complex. NCBI's taxonomy places the organism in Eukaryota, Metazoa, Chordata, Mammalia, Perissodactyla, Rhinocerotidae. Gene Ontology annotation, biological process: oxygen transport; hydrogen peroxide catabolic process.